CGUUUGUCACCGUUAUGGUGCAAUUCAUGUAUUGUUAAGUGUUGUGUUGUGUAGUGGCUUUGCUGGCAUGCAUUCCACUUUCUUUCCUUUUUUGCCCCAACAAGAUUUACAUGCUAAAAUCGCCACUGGAAGAGAUUAUAGGGUUUUCACAAAUAAAUGCUUUUCGCCACGGGGUAUUGCAGCUGCAUGUUUUUUUAAAACGCCUCUGCAACAAUAGCGUCAGAAAAGAUACGAUUCGUCACAAUAAAAGCAAAGGAUCUUCAGGCGAAUUGAUGAUGAUGAUGAACAAAUGAGUCCGGCAUGGGCGCAGAUUGGUUGAAAAUGACAUCACAUACAAUUGUACUAUUCUUAGCUUGUAGAAACAGCAUUACCUCAUCCUUUUCCCCUCGCGCAGGUAUAGACAUACAACAACAAAUAAUGUUACAGUCGCAGACAGGACAAGGCAUAGGACGAGAGUAGAAGUCAAGAAAGAGAAAACGAGCUCUUUACUCUACUUAUUAUUAAUAAAGCAUAACAUAUACUUUGGGAUUCUUCAUCCAUUUUCUUUGAAACCAUUCGGGUUGAUUAUAUCGAGUUAUUUGGUGUGCAAGUUGAUUUGUGCGAUAUUUCUUCGUUUGGAGUAUACAGCCCGCAGUAUCUACAGCCCUACAGCCCGCAGUAUCUUCGUUUGGAGUGAAAAUCGUCACUGUAAGUACAAUGUAAUAUUUCUUGCAUUUUGCUUGCAUCAUUUAUGUCUGGUCUUAUAUUCUCCUAUGAUCAUCUAAUGAAUGUAAACUUGCAAAAUCCAUGACGUAAUGCACAGAGAACAUCAUUCUGCAGCAGCAAUAGACCAAAGUAAUGUUUUCUUAAUUAACAUUCAUGGCAAUAAUAAUGCUAAUAUAUUUCAUGCAACUGUUAAAAUGAUUGUCAAAGUUCCAUCCAGUAUUUUUUCGAUGCCGAUCUAUUGUAGCCUAAUACAUAUUUGUAAUCCCUUGAUAUUGAAAUUAACACAGUUUUCUCUCAUGUUUCGGUUCCAGACACAAAGGACAGAGAUGGUGUUCUACAGGGAGAGAGAGAACGGGACACGCGAGCGUCCACCGCUGUCUCUCAUCCUACCGCAUCUUUACCUGGGUGCAGAGACGGACGUUACGCAGGAUUGCCUCGGCGCCCGCGGGAUCUCAUACGUGCUAAGCGUGAGCCGCUACAGCCCGCAGCCUACUUUCCUUCCCCGUUCCCAGUACCUUCGCAUCCCCAUCGAGGACUCUCUCCGAGACGACCUGCUGCCCCAUAUCCCGGAAGCACUGCAUUUUAUCGAUGGGGCUAUGUCAUCAGGUGGAUCUGUGUUAGUUCAUUGUGCUGCAGGAAUCUCUCGCUCCCCUGCCCUGGCUGUGGCCUACAUUAUGUACAACCUGGGGAUGGACCUUGACCAUGCCUACAGGUUUGUGAAAGAGCGCAGGCCUUCAAUCUCCCCAAACUUCAAUUUUCUGGGUCAGCUACAACACUUCCAAGGAACCCUCACUCAGAAGGCCUCUAAUGGCAACCCCACUAUCCAGCCAAUCAGAUCACUGGACACAUGUCUGCAGCCAAGCAAUGAAAACAUUAGCCGCGAUUCCUCUGUCCCCCUGUCAGCCAAUCAGAGUAUGAAUAUUCAGGACAAUGGCUAUGUUGCUAAGGACUUUUUUGAGGUUGCUAAAGUGCAUAAUAUGUACAAUGAGAAUUCCACUUGUAACACAGAGAAUAUAGAGCAAAGGUCCUCAUAUUCAGGUGAAACUCAGAGUCUAUCAGAGAAGCCACAGCAAGACCAGAGGAGCGUGCCGUCACAACUGACGCUGUCUCUCUCCAGCAAACUCAGAACGCUCACUCUCACUCUCAACCUGAACCAUAACCGGAACCAGAGGGAGGCCCAGAGCCCAUGUGGAGCAAUGACUCCAAGCCCCAACGAACCAGCGACACCGACACCAAAGCCCAACACACUACAAAUCCCAACAGGCAUUGCGUCUCACUCUGAGAAGCGCAAGAGCCUCACCCUCUCCCUGUCUCUCGUUGGUGCAAUUCCCCCAACUCCCCACCAGAAUGAGCCAGAAAGCAGCAGCAGGCACAGCAUUAGCCACAAGCCAACGCACUCCAGCGUUUCCAACACCAUCCACAAGAGGGAGUCAGAAGGCACCAGUGGUUCAAAAAGGCACGGUAGAAAGCCUUCGACGGUGGCCCUUUCCUCCUCACAGACAGAUGUACAACAGAGAGAGAGGAGCACAUCCUGCGUCAAAGCAGCAGGUUGGCCCAAUCGCUGCUCCUCCCAAACCCAGGCAAAGGUAGAGAGAGAGGGAAGAGGCCAACCUAAAAGAGAGCCCAGCCGCGGUCAGAGCGUGAAGAAGGGGAGGCCUAACUCGACUCCAAAGACAGGGAAGGACCACAGCAAGGGAAGAGCAGAGAGGGAGACACUAACAGGGAGCCUGAGCAGCAGUUCUGUUUUGAGCCAGCACAGUAUCGUAGUUGACCAGCAGCUGUCGCCAGCAGCUAAGCUGUCUGCAUCUGCAGUGGGGGCUGAGGAAAGAGUGGAUGCUGAACAGGGCCUCCUGUUUCCUCUCAACCUGACUGUCAACAAGCUGCUGGGCUGGGGGGAGAAGAUGCUGCUGGGGGUGCUGUUUGGCCCCCGGAUCAAAGUGGAACAGGCUGUUCUGCCCUAUAGGUGCUGAUGCGGUAAGAGAUCGUUGGCGCGGACAGAGAGAGGGCUGAUAAAUGCUAGGAGAUCGAUUUGUGUGUGUGUGGAGAUUGAUUUGUGUGUGUGUGGAGAUUGAUUUGUGUGUGUGUGUGUGUGUGUGUGUGAGUGAGAGGAACUGAAGAACAGAGAACUGAACUGCAUGUAUAAUAUUUGUCUGCCCAUAUCAUGUUCACAGUCCUCUGAGUGAAUGCUUUGUCCUAUAAAUGACAAUUUAUUGUUGACUUCCUUCAAAAGCACUAUGUAUAUUACAUAUAGGGCAGUUUAUGCCUCCAACACAAUGCUCAUGGAUUAAGGCUUGAUUAUGUUGAUUUUUAUUUAUUGAUUGAUGUGAAUCAAGUGAUCAGUUUAUUGUUGUUAUUUAUAAAAUGAAUAUUUUGAGGAUGGUAUUUUGGCACUGUUGUUUGUAAUGGGAUCACAGUGUUCAUUAGAGAUGAACGGGUGGCGCAGUGGUGGCGCAGUGGUCUAGGGCACUGCAUCGCAGUGCUAGCUGCGCCACCAGAGUCUCUGGGUUCGCGCCCA
Molecule: messenger RNA, 3220 nt
Organism: Salvelinus namaycush (lake trout)
Lineage: Eukaryota; Metazoa; Chordata; Actinopteri; Salmoniformes; Salmonidae
Product: tyrosine-protein phosphatase vhp-1
Exons: 4
Coding region: 795-2675 (626 amino acids)
Biological process (GO): negative regulation of MAPK cascade; protein dephosphorylation
Cellular component (GO): cytoplasm
Molecular function (GO): MAP kinase tyrosine/serine/threonine phosphatase activity; protein tyrosine/threonine phosphatase activity
Source: RefSeq, a predicted model, not a curated record